UUACGUUGACACAAGUGCAUGGCUGUGGGGGAAGGAGGAGCCGCAGACGAACUGGGUCACAUGGACACACACAGCUCAGCUCCACUCAAGCCACUGCACAAAAUUGGUUUUCUGUGGAGCACAGCUUCAACCUCAGAAUUACAUGCCUAAUUUAAACAUGCUUAACGUAUCAGUGCGGUUGGAGAACUGAAAAAAGAUCUAACCAAAGCUGUUUAAAAAGUAUUUUUAAACUUUUCUGAUAACACUGCCCGUUUUCGUUGUAUUACAGCGCCGACUGGACAAAUCGAAUUUUCGAGGACCUGGGCUAUUUUGUCCAGAAACUUUUGGCUUAGAUGCAGUAGGUUACACACUUCCCGAACAGACCCUACUCCUCAGUUGAGGAAAAUUUCAGACGGUCAGCCGAUUCUGCUUUGAAGUUGCAGCGGAAGGAAUACAUAUCUCCAUAUUAUUGUGACAUGGAAUCGACCGAAGUGGGCAGCGUGAUAACCUACAUCUGCUCAUCCAGCUCAGCCUCAAGCCCAGAGUCCUGCCACAGUGACUCUUCAAAUGGUAGCGACCAGUCAUCCUCUCCUUCUCAUGGCUCCCCUUCUGUGCACCUCCAUCUGGAUCAGCAGUCUGACCCUACAUUUGAGGCAGCUUGGCAAAAUCUACCAGGGACCGAAAAGACUGGACGUUUUUCUUCUGCUGCAAAAUGUGGCAUCACAAAGAUAAAUGGACUGGUUCUUCUUUGUAAAGUCUGUGGUGAUGUAGCAUCUGGUUUCCACUAUGGCGUCCACGCUUGCGAAGGCUGCAAGGGCUUCUUUAGGAGGAGCAUCCAACAGAACAUCCAUUAUAAGAAGUGCCUUAAGAAUGGUACCUGCCCCAUCAUGAGGAUCAACAGAAACCGCUGCCAGCAGUGCCGCCUCAGAAAAUGCUUAAUGGUGGGAAUGUCCAGAGACUCUGUUCGUUUUGGCCGAAUCCCGAAGCGCGAAAAACAGCGCAUGCUGCUGGAAAUGCAGAAUGCCAUGAACAACAUUAUUAAUAAUGGUCAGCUAAACAGCCAGCUGCAGAGCAGCCAGAUGUUGCCUGCCGCUUUGUCACUGCCAAUCAAUUCCACCGAAUCUACCUCGGAGCAAGUUGGCUAUGCCGCCUCCUCCUCCCCCUGCUCCAGUGUGUCAGACACCAAUUCUGACCCUGAGCCUGCAAUGAAAAUGGACACCAGCCCCAGCUCAGCUUCGCCAUGCGCAUCCGACAGUGGCGAAGAGGAAGGGAUUGGCUCGGGGACAAAGGCACACAUAACCACCCCUAUGAACAAACAGGAACAAAUUACCCUGAGCGCAGACUCCACUGUGACUACAGGCUCAUUGGACAAUGGUGUUGAUCAGAAUGUUGCCGAUGACCAAAGAGACGACAUACAGGAUGCCUGGAACUGUCAAAACAACAUGGCCAGCAAAUCAACACCUGUCAGCCUGGGGCCAAAGAGUUAUGAAGACAAAAUUGCCAACCACUCUACCUCCAGAUUGUUUCCCAGCACUGUGGGACAGAGUCAGGGAACUUUAAGAAUACUAUCUUCUGUCCAUGAAGUCCAAAGCGGGCACUGGUUGAGAGAUGGCAGAAGAAUGUAUUUGGGUUGUCCAAUGAACACAGCCCCCAAUAUUGACUCACAGAAAUCAGGGCACGAGGUGUGGGACGAAUUCAUGCACAGCUUCACCCCGGCUGUCAGGGAGGUGGUGGAGUUUGCGAAAAAAAUUCCCGGCUUUAGGGAUCUGUCACAGCACGACCAGGUCAACCUGCUCAAGGCUGGAACCUUUGAGGUGCUAGUUGUUCGUUUUGCUUCACUGUUUGAUGCAAAAGAACGCACUGUGACAUUUCUGGGAGGCAAGAAGUACAGUGUGGACACACUGAGGAGCAUGGGUGCCAGCGAAUUCCUGAACUCCAUGUUUGAUUUCAGUGAGAAGCUCACUAACUUGGGCCUGAGCGAGGAGGAAAUGAGCCUCUUUACUGCUGUGGUCCUGGUCUCUGCUGAUCGCUCCGGUAUCGAGAAUGUGAACUCGGUGGAAGCACUGCAGGAUACAUUAAUUUGUGCACUGCGCAACCUGAUCACUAAGAACCACCCCAAUGAAUUAGCCACCUUCACCAAGCUGCUGCUCAAACUGCCUGACCUGCGCUCGCUCAACAACAUGCACUCUGAGCAGCUGCUGGCCUUCAAGAUCCAUUCCUGAAGUUUCCCUCGAAUACUUGACGGCAUCACUUCAUCUCCACUACCACCACCUCCACAACCACCUCUAAUUCCAUAACAGCUAGGAGUAGAGCCUGGAGGUGGUGGCUGGAGAUUUCCCACCUUCUUAACUCCAACCAAACCUCCAUAAUCUUCAACCUCUGAAUCAUGCCAGAACUCAUGUGAUAAUUUUUUGGCACAUGAAGUAGAUCACAAUAUAUCAUUGUACUGUACUGUCGGGCCUGCAGCAUUUUUGAUAAUACGGACAGACAUAUCGAUCAAUGUUUGUUGUUUUACUGUGUAGCAUCUUGUACAUUUGCCACUGUACAAAUUUUAGAAGCACUUUUUUGUAGACUAGACUUUUUUUUGUUUUUUUGGGGUUUUUGUUUUGCAUUCAUAGUGCAAUAUGUGACCUGCUUUGUUCAUGCAGUAUGUAGUAAGGUGUCGAGAAAUAAAAGUCCACCCCAGAUACUGACUUAAUGGAGAAAUGAAAUCCUCAGUAAAAGAACAGACAACUCAGAAUGUGGUGGUAUUAUUUGCGAGUUGAUUUAAAAAAAAUAAAAUGAAAAGUUGGGGGUGAUGUUUUUCUUUUUUUGUUGUUGUUAUUGUUAUACUUUGACAAUUAGCUUGAUUGUUUUGGCAUAAUGACAAUACAUAUAUGUCACACCAGGGUCAUACCCUGUAACUUUGGCAUUCAAUAUUUCAACAGAGGUCACCGAAAGGUAGGAUCUAUAAAAACCUAUAAUAACUUGAUUUAUUGUUAUUUUCUUUUUUUUAAAUAAACACGUACAGACAUUAGAGAAACUGAAAUGCUAUAUGUAUUUCAUGUCAAAUCUGAUUGUAACAUUAUAGAGAUUGUGUAAAUUUAAGCAAUAAGCUGAAAAGAGGUGACGAGUGAGAGCUUCGGGCUUUGUGUUGACGUUGUAAUUGUGGCUUUGUGUAAAAUGAUUACAGAAUGCAUACAUUUCUGAAUAUGUGUACACAGACGCAUAUAAACAUACCUGUGAGGAGGAAUAUAUCUAUAUAAAUACCUUUUUACGCAA
Molecule: messenger RNA, 3240 nt
Organism: Cynoglossus semilaevis (tongue sole)
Lineage: Eukaryota; Metazoa; Chordata; Actinopteri; Pleuronectiformes; Cynoglossidae
Gene: nr1d2b
Product: nuclear receptor subfamily 1, group D, member 2b
Exons: 8
Coding region: 456-2201 (581 amino acids)
Biological process (GO): positive regulation of transcription by RNA polymerase II; negative regulation of transcription by RNA polymerase II; cell differentiation
Molecular function (GO): nuclear receptor activity; zinc ion binding; RNA polymerase II cis-regulatory region sequence-specific DNA binding
Source: RefSeq, a predicted model, not a curated record